CGACUCGUUAUUUCGAUUCUUACCAACCCCUCCAACGCAUCAACAUCAUAUCAUACCGCCGUGAACUGAACAAUCAGAAAAAUAGAACCACCGUUAAGCCACAGCCGUAUCUUGGGACGAAAUGGCGCAAGCUGGAGUUCAAUCGUUGAAGUGUGUCGUGACCGGUGACGGUGCCGUCGGCAAGACGUGUCUGCUCAUCUCGUACACGACCAAUGCGUUCCCCGGAGAGUACAUCCCGACCGUGUUUGACAACUACUCUGCUAGCGUCAUUGUUGAUGGCAAGCCAAUCAGUCUGGGUCUUUGGGACACUGCAGGCCAGGAAGAUUAUGAUAGACUCCGGCCCUUGUCCUAUCCUCAGACUGAUGUAUUUCUCAUCUGUUUCUCCGUUGUGAGCCCGCCUUCAUACGACAACGUUGCUGCCAAGUGGCUCCCUGAAAUCACCCACCACUCCUCUGGAACCCCCAUCAUCCUGGUCGGCACCAAGAUCGAUCUUCGAGAUGACCCUGCUACCAGGGCUACUCUGACCAAGCAACACAUGGAGCCUGUCAAGUACGAGAACGUGCUCAACUACGUCAAGGAGGUCAACAAGACGAACAAGAUCAUUUACAAGUACAUUGAGUGUUCUGCCCUUACGCAGCGAAACCUCAAGAGCGUCUUUGACGAGGCUAUCCGUGCGGUUCUGAAUCCCACCCCGCAAGCGUCCAAGACCAAGAAAUCCAAGUGUUCCAUCCUGUAAAGAUUUUCAGCGAUGCCAAUUUCGUUUUCCCAUCUGUAGCAUCUUGGGCAGCGAAGGCCUCUGCUAGAAUUUCUUUUACGAACGAUUUUACAAUCUCGAGCCGCCGCCGCCGCCACCGCCGCCGCCGCACGAUUAUUUUUUUUUUUGGGUCACCUUAGAACGGUGUACAUUACAGAAGCUCCUCACCGGGACGUAUUUCGAUGAACUAGACCGACUUAGCUAUUAAUGGAGAGCGGAGGACAAGAUGAAGCUGAAAGAGGGUCGGGGCUCUGAAAAGGAGAUUUCUUUUUUAAUGAAUAUGGCUGUCCUGUGUCUUGAGAUUCCCCCCAUUUUCCUGGUACUGUUGAUAGGGUUGCAGCAAGCCAGAAAAUGACAUUUGUUGACAGGACGGCAAGAUUCUGACGCCAUCUCGAUGGUCCUAGAAGGUGGAAGAUGAUGAAAAUAUUACCGCUCCAUGGCGUCUGGCAAAUUAACGAUUUUUGUUUUGCAUUGCG
This is a messenger RNA of Trichoderma virens Gv29-8, 1230 nucleotides long. RefSeq names its product Rac1 small GTPase. The transcript has 6 exons. Gene Ontology annotation, molecular function: GTP binding; GTPase activity; protein kinase binding. The coding region runs from base 122 to 736 and encodes 204 amino acids. Gene Ontology annotation, biological process: small GTPase-mediated signal transduction; actin filament organization; regulation of cell shape. Gene Ontology annotation, cellular component: cytoplasmic vesicle; cell projection; cytoskeleton. The record is from RefSeq and is a predicted model, not a curated record. NCBI's taxonomy places the organism in Eukaryota, Fungi, Ascomycota, Sordariomycetes, Hypocreales, Hypocreaceae.